AUGGAAACCUAUAACAGAUUAGCUCAUGGGAAACCUAAAGUUGAUGUGCGAAGGUUUAUGGAUCCUAAGAAACUGCAAAUGUUAGCUAGUUACUAUCCUGAGUUUAAUGUAGUGUCUGAAGAAGCGGAACUGGCACCACAUCCCGAAGCAGCUGCUUCUAGGAUGUUGGAGUCAAAAAUUAUGUUGAGAAAAUUUCCGAAAAGUCAGGUACUAAUUUAUGAUGCCGGUGGUAAUUGGUAUUCGCACGUACACAAGUCUGAUGAUGACGAGAGGUUUGUUCACUGUUGUUGCCCUAUUCUAGAUGUAAGAGACUGUGCUAGGAAAACUAAGCGGGAAUUGAAUCUGGAGGUCUACACUAGAAAUGGUAACCGAAAGUCACCAGUGCAGCGUGAUACGUACGAUGACCUAAAGGGUACCUAUUGUGGUGAAAAACUUCGAUUUUGCGAAAACAAAUUCGAGGAUUGUGACUGGGAGGUACCUGCUGAUAUGUAUGAUUAUGAUAGGUGGAUGCACAAGUGGGGGGAACAUUGUGGUUAUGUGACUGGUAUGGAAGUCGUUGAUGUGGUGUCUUUGCCCAACUAUAUCGAGUUCGAUGACUACUUUCGAAGUUGUUCUAGCUUUGACAUGUCUGAACCUCUAGCAUUUGAGGAUUACGAUCUUACUACUGAGGUGAAGGAGUAUAAUGCGUUUGAGCAAGCUGCUUUAGAACUGACGAAGAAGACUGUAAACAUCAUGACGAAAGGUGAAGGUAGUAUCACAGCUAAAAACUAUGGAGUUAGUUGUUGUGACGCGGAAAGUUCUAGGGAAGUUUCUCAUAAAAAUACGGAACUGUAUCCUAACAGGACUACGAUCGACUUAAAACUUGUUUCUGCUGAAAACCUAGCACUUUUCGACAAGGUGUGUGAUACUUUUUUGGUUGACUUAUGUACAUCCGUGGCUAGUGGUCUCCAAUUUGACAAGCUUGAGGAAGAGAUUGAAUUAACACCUGAUGGAGUGUGCCACUUGGGUUUUGGUUUUUCAUUCGUGCUUGACUUUGUUGAGCGGAAAAAAGUUUGGGCUAAGAUCAAGUGCAUAUAUGGGAUCAAGAUGUAG
Sphenostylis stenocarpa is the source of this 1092-nucleotide messenger RNA. Lineage: Eukaryota; Viridiplantae; Streptophyta; Magnoliopsida; Fabales; Fabaceae. The record is from the annotation of a GenBank genome assembly.